CUUUUUUUUUUUGCAGGAAACCGCUGUCACACCCUUUAGGUCCUUUUUUUAUAAGAAAAUUAAAUUCUAAGGGCUACCUUGUGCUCCACCUUGAAUGUGCGGCAACUAGUAUUGCCUACACAUAAAUUUCCCCAAUCUAACACACAGGUAUUGCAAUGACUAUCAAUUUGUGGGAAAGGCUGACACAACCGGCACUUCUAUUCGUUUCUUGGUACAAAGGAUGAGGCUUCUCGUUAAGUUGCUGCCACAACCAUAGUUGAUAUAUAAAAGAACAACACACAACGGUCUUUUCAUCUAAAAUUGGCUGCACAAACAAUAUUAAUUUAUUUCGAAACUUUGAAGAUCAAGCCGGCACUCAAUGGCGGUUACUGCACAACUACUAAAGCUCUUUUCUGCAUACAGCCUUUUAUAGGGCAGUGAAUUUUCCACCAUUUUCCUCAACUUUCCACGACAUUUUGGGUAACAUACACAUCAACGAAUCACCAUUAUUUUGUUUGCAUCUACACUGACGAUACUACCCUCACUAAAUGGCUGACGACUACCCGCGUUAAUAAAAACAGCAUUAAAUUUCCCACUGAACAAUAUCUUAUUUCGAUUUGAUAUGGCAACGCUUGUCGUUUUCCACAAAGGGAUCCAACAUUAUUAUUAAUUUUCUAUCUUUUACACCAUAACCAUAGCGGGAAUUCUGCUCUGGCUCUGGUGCGCCGCCACCAUUUUGAAUAUCGCCGCCUUUGAGUGACUCGUCCACGCAACAAAACAUCGAACAUUGCUGAGGAUAUUUCGCAAGGGGCGAUGUGCGUGAUGCUAAAUUCAUAACGUGGGGAACUCCCACACCCUGGAGUCUCCAAGCCGGGCAUGGAUUCCCUGGUAUAAACAUUCCAAUACCCCUCAAAGUUCGAUGAAAAACGGUAAAUAUUACCGGCUUCCGCAAUCAUUAUACUUGGUGUCCAGGUUAAAGGCAUGCUGGCCACGUUGCUUUACAUCAAUAUAUCCUGACAGCAACAAGUUUGACCGUGGCAUCACGAUAUAUUUUUGGUGCUUGCAAACAAAGAAAAUGGCCGGGCUCAACUUGGUAUGUCCCAUCUGCACGGAUGAAUUUCAAAUGCAGGAUGAUGUGUAUAGCACCAACUGCGGUCACCUCUACCAUUUCAGCUGCAUGCAGCAAUGGAGAAGCCGGUCAACCAUUUGCCCUCAGUGUCGGCAUCAGAAUCCUUCCACACAUAAAAUAUUCCUACUUGGCAAUUCGACACCCACUCCAUCUCCCCCUAAAGAACAUUUAGAGGACUUGAAGAUGAAAUUGGAAUCCAGUAUCGAUAAAAUAAAUGAAUUGCAAUCCCAACUUGAUCUGACUGAGGUAAAUUUCCUUCAUAUGCAAGAGCAGUUUACCAAAGAACGAGAAAUAAAACAAAGCAUUGAACGAAAACUGGCAGAAUACAAAAACAACGACGACAACUUUUUGAGUCUACAUGCUCAGUAUUCAGAAUCAGAGGAGCGUAUAAAAGUACUGCUGGAAGAAAAUGAUCGCUUAGCGGUGGAUAUUAGAUGCAAAUCAGAUGAGAUCGAAUCCAAAAAUGUCGAAAUUUGUAUGUUGAAAAAGCAGAUGGAUACCGCACUUCAAGUUUACCAAGUCGACAAUGGUAAUGGGAGUUCUCGUAUUAAAUUUCUAGAACAGCAAAAUGAUCUUUUAUCGAAAGAACUCGCUCGGAAAACUAAAGAAAUGUUGGAACAGAAAGAUAAAAAUCCCGCAUCGUCAGAAAUAGUCGUAAAAUCAUUAAAGCAGAAACUACAGCUUAUCACAGAACAACUGGAAAAAGAAAUUACUACAAGCACACAGCUUGCUAUAGAUAAAAUAAAUUUACAAAGUCAAAUUCAACGUAUGCAACUGCAAUCGAACAAUAACGAGCAGACCACCAAUACACCACAAAAACUGCGAACGGGUACUAAAAAGAAGGAACCCAAUACAGACAGGCUUGACAUUACUUCGACUGUUCCAGCGAGUGAAGAGUGCGUUCAGGAUAACGAACCGAAUAGUGGUGUGGUGCUUCAAAAAUUUCCCUAUAGAGAAAUUCGAUAUCCUUUGGAAGAAUUAAUAGUAUCAAUUGGAUCAAAAAUGAAUAUACAUCUACAAGCAGAGGAUGUUUUAAGAGUGAGGAUUUUAGAUAAAUUUACACCAAAAAAAUUGCCUACAACUGUUUGCAUUCAUGUAGUUUUUAGAAAAAACAGUCUAAAGCAUUGUUUUAUUGCUCAACAACAGUUGUUGAGACCUUUCUUCGGAGGUAUCGCCAUAAAGGAAUUCGUUGAUCGAGAAAUACAUGCGCUAUUCUUGUAUGCUAUAAGAAACCUACGUGGUGUAGCCUUUGAUACGAUUACAAUAAGUAAUAAUGUAGUUACAGCAAAAAAGAAAUCACAGGACGAGAAUGGUGUAGUUAUUAAUAGCAGAGAACAAGUUAAUGAACUGCGCAAUAAGGCAUUACAGCUAUCAAAUAAGAACGUGCAAAAUCAAAUUUCUGAUAAAAUAGUUAUCGAUGAAAACUAUUACAAGAUUAACGCUAUAAAGCUGGAUAGCAGAGAACAAGUUAAUGAACUGCGCAAUAAGGCAUUACAGCUAUCAAAUAAGAACGUGCAAAAUCGAAUUUCUGAUAAAAUAGUUAUCGAUGAAAACUAUUACAAGAUUAACGUAUAAAGCUGGAUUGUUUUUCUUUUUUGUAAUUUUCUAUUAAAAACAUAUAUACAUAUA
Molecule: messenger RNA, 2737 nt
Organism: Musca domestica (house fly)
Lineage: Eukaryota; Metazoa; Arthropoda; Insecta; Diptera; Muscidae
Product: E3 ubiquitin-protein ligase trul-1-like
Exons: 5
Coding region: 899-2683 (594 amino acids)
Biological process (GO): interstrand cross-link repair; protein ubiquitination
Cellular component (GO): nucleus
Molecular function (GO): ubiquitin protein ligase activity
Source: RefSeq, a predicted model, not a curated record